Molecule: messenger RNA, 1410 nt
Organism: Arabidopsis thaliana (thale cress)
Lineage: Eukaryota; Viridiplantae; Streptophyta; Magnoliopsida; Brassicales; Brassicaceae
Product: PLATZ transcription factor family protein
Exons: 4
Coding region: 336-1073 (245 amino acids)
Source: RefSeq, marked reviewed
CUAGAGACCCACACAUGUGCACAAAAUAUACGUGUGUCUCUCAUAGACUUUAAAGCAAAAUUAGAGAACACUUAUUUUUAGCCAAAAAAAGUAAUUAAAGAAAAAACUAUAUAAAAACAGUUUAAAAAGGGGAUGAUAUUAAAUGAUUUUCAUGUGAAUUAUAAAACGUAUUGAGUAUUAUCGUGACCGACUUCAAAAAACAAGAAAAACCUCAACUUCUCUUUUUCAGCUAUAGCCGCCGCCUCCUCCCACUAAACUCAAAUCCUCUCAUAGUCUUUUCAAUCAAAUCUGCUCUUCUUCACUGUUGAAGCUGGCUAUCAAAACUCACAAUAACUAUGGGACCGAUGAUGAUGAGAGCAGAAGAAGAUAACUACAAUCUAAAUCCUCCACCAUGGCUAAUCCCAAUGCUAAGAGCAAACUACUUCAUCCCUUGUUCAAUCCACGCCGCUUCCAACAAAAGCGAGUGCAACAUGUUCUGUCUUGACUGUUCUUCUGAGGCCUUUUGCUCUUACUGUUUGCUCAAUCACAGAAACCAUCGUGUCCUCCAGAUACGGAGAUCAUCGUACCACAACGUUGUGAGAGUAAACGAGAUUCAGAAGUACAUAGACAUAUCUUGUGUUCAGACAUAUAUAAUCAACAGCGCAAGGAUCGUUUUCUUGAACGAACGUCCUCAGCCAAGAAUCGGCAAAGGAGUCACCAAUACUUGUGAAAUCUGUUGCAGAAGCCUUCUCGAUUCUUUCCGUUUCUGCUCUCUCGGUUGCAAACUUGGAGGAAUGAAGCGUGAUCCAAGUCUAACCUUCUCUUUGAGAGGGAAGCAUGGAAGAGAGUACGAAGGUGAGUGGGAAUCUGAUGAAGCGACUACACCAACUAAGAUACGCAAGACAUGUGCUUUCAACCGUCUGAUGAGUGGUCUUUCCAUCUCCACCGUUAAAUGUGAUUACUUGUCAGGAGAUCAACCGUCUUCGAGCUCCGGUGAUGAGAGCGGUUUUAAACUUUCUCCGGGGACACCGCCGAUAUAUAAUCACCGGAAUUCAAGUAGACGGAAGGGCGUCCCACACCGUGCUCCUUUCUAAAAUUAAUACUAACGGAAGCUAAUUAUAUAGUGUAGAUUAUAGAAAAUGUGGUUGUUAUGUUGUAACUAAAUGGUUAGUAGUUUUUAACCUUUUGAGCUAGGAAUAUACAUAUUGUAAGACAUAUUACUUACAGGUAUUGUUUGGUUUUUCUUUUUAUAGUACAUAUAGAAAUUAGGUAUAUACUGUACUCAAAGGGAUUGAAAUAUGUUUUCAUAUAGUUUUUUUGCUGUAAAUAUACGUUUGAAGGAGGUAUGUUUCUUCAACUUGUUUGUAUCGUAUACUGUGUACUAUCUUCACAAUAAAAUAGCAAAUAUGAUAACUAGGAUUUUUAACUGAA